UAGGAGCGGUGGCGCAAGUCAGUUGUGCCCGAGUUUUCUCCCAAGUCACGAGGCACGAUCUUCCAAGUACUUGUACAAAAUCCCACACCAAGAUUUGACUCCAUAAAAUGUCGACGGUUGUUUAUGCUAUUCCUCGAACGUGCAUCAAAAACUGAAAGUCAACUCAGACAUUGUUCUCCAUCAAGCUUUAGUCAGUACCAAUAGCCCCAACAUGUUGUUUCAGGUUGUGAUUUUGACGCUGAUAUCGCUCGUCAUCACGGAAGAUGUCGCCCAAUACCCACAAGGAUAUUAUCCAUUUGAAGAAUCUCCAGCCAAGAUCCCGCCCAAAGUCAGGAAACCGCCCUACUUGCAAACUCAGAUCAAUUGUCCUGGUGUGGGAGACCCCCUUCAAGAACAGACUCUCGACAAUCUAUGUGGAGACCUGAACAAGGGCUUUCUGCCACUCAAUCCAAUCGGACAAACUGUGGAGGGCGUGUCCUAUCCAUUUGAUCUCUUCAAGAGCAAGACGCUCGAAUACUUUAGCAAGACCUUGCCCAUUCUCAAAGCGGAUGACACGUUACCAAAGGUGGCCAAAUAUGAGGACAACCAUAUUGCUUACAAUCCGACCAUAUUCAAUUCGCAACCGGGAUCUCGCAUUAGCUUCUAUCAUCAUCGCACCCGACGAGAGGCUGAAGAUCUCGAGGCCGUUGAGUCUGCAGCCUCCUUCGAAAGCACUGAUCACGCGGAGACUCCUCGACAGUCUCGAGGAUGGUGUGACGACAGCUACGGUGUUUUCUGCAUGCUCUUCAAUGCCUUCAAAGGCAAAAACAAUGACAAAGCCACUAAUCGCAUUGGCGAUGAGGACAUACCGUCUUUGUCUCAAAUCAACUCUUUGGAAUCUCCAAUGACGCCGUGUCCAAGUGCUGUGGAAUAUGUGACGCCCGUGUUUGCCAAGAACUAUCAAGGAGUGUGGAGAUACGUGGUUCAAAUUCCAUACGAGGGAUACUUUACUCAAACGGUGGAAGUCGUCAAAUGCUUGAGCACGAAAUGCGAAUACUUGGACGGAUCGUGUCUAGCCUCGCCCAGAUGGGUGAGUUUGUUGGUGGCCGAGGUGUAUUAUCCCGACACAUCUUUCCCCAAUCCGACCAAUCCUCACUCCAGUCGGAAUCCCGUUCAAGGUGGAAACCCACCACAGGGCUUCAAUAACGGACAUUUCUCCAAGAAGCAAGGCUAUCAGGCCAAAACGACCACGUCACCCGAUAAAUGCGAUGGCCAAGAUGAGAUGGGAUGUUACCAAGUAAGGUUAUAUUAUGAUUGGUUCCUCAUCCCGGGAUCUUGCAAAUGUUGGAAAAACGACUUCUUUGAACAAUAUGCUAAAGGGGCGCAAGGACAGCCACAAAGUCGGAGGAAAUGA
Tigriopus californicus is the source of this 1393-nucleotide messenger RNA. RefSeq lists its product as uncharacterized. The record is from RefSeq and is a predicted model, not a curated record. Gene Ontology annotation, cellular component: extracellular region. NCBI's taxonomy places the organism in Eukaryota, Metazoa, Arthropoda, Copepoda, Harpacticoida, Harpacticidae. Gene Ontology annotation, biological process: innate immune response; regulation of Toll signaling pathway; central nervous system formation. Bases 212 to 1393 code for a protein of 393 amino acids. Gene Ontology annotation, molecular function: growth factor activity; Toll binding. The transcript has 7 exons.